AUGCCCAGGAGCUCCGCCAACCACGCCUUCUUCUACCUCGCCACUGGAUCGGGGUCGAGGAGCUACAACCAUGACGACCCCUUUGUCUCCGUCUCCAUCGGCCGCCGUGAGCUCCGCAAGGAUCUGGAGUAUUACAUCAGGAAUUUUAAGAUGAACCUUCAAGAAGCUGUAUUUGACAAAGAAGCAUUUCGUGAAGAACUCAAGACCCAGAAUCUGAAAGUAGCCACGCUGGAGGAGCAAAACCUCGAGAUACAGGAGAUUCAUCAGGAACUGAAGGACAAAAAAUAUCUUCCUCGGACCGACCGGGCCGGCCCAGUUCGCGAGGCCACGGCCCAGCCGGCCCAUGCCUCGCGCCCGCGCCGUUCCCGACUCCGGCGGCAGUCCCGCCCGACCACGGCCGCCGCCGCCGUCCCCGAUGCGGACUCGUCCACGCCACCUCCUCCCCUCUCCUAUAAAACCCGAGGCCCCGGGCCCCGUUCCUCCUCCUCCGCCGCAACCGCCGCCCUCGCCGGAGCUCCCACCCCGACGAGAUCUGCCGCCGCCGCCGCGCUCCGUUCUGACUCCCUGAGCGCCGCCGACCCCACCAACCUCACCGCCGCGCCACGCCGCCCCUUCCCCGCUACUCCGCCGUCGCCGCCGACGCCCGGAGCCGUCGCCCCGUUCAUCGCCGAGCCACCGCCGUCGUCUUCUCCGGCGACGUCGACGCCCGCCGCCGCGGUAAGCCACCGGCCGCCCUCGUCCGUUUGA
Aegilops tauschii subsp. strangulata is the source of this 747-nucleotide messenger RNA. The record is from RefSeq and is a predicted model, not a curated record. Lineage: Eukaryota; Viridiplantae; Streptophyta; Magnoliopsida; Poales; Poaceae.